This is a messenger RNA of Drosophila nasuta, 843 nucleotides long. It is a transcript of the gene IFT43, whose product is annotated as intraflagellar transport 43. The record is from RefSeq and is a predicted model, not a curated record. Gene Ontology annotation, biological process: intraciliary retrograde transport. Gene Ontology annotation, cellular component: intraciliary transport particle A; cilium. Lineage: Eukaryota; Metazoa; Arthropoda; Insecta; Diptera; Drosophilidae. The transcript has 5 exons. The coding region runs from base 55 to 786 and encodes 243 amino acids.
GCAACUUGUUGCCAAGGCAACAGAAAAAUAUAAACAACUUUUAUUUUGGUUGCAAUGGAUUGGGCUGAAGAAUUAAAAAUGACAAUUAGAAAGACGACGGCGAGAAAAGGACGUCGUUCAAAGAGUCGUGAUGCAUUAAGUGAUCAAGUUCAAGCUGGAACUUCGAGUGCCGCGUCAACACACUUGCUAAACAAGGAUAUAUCAAUAGAUAUAACCUUGGAUAUACAGAAUGCUAACAGUAACAGCCCCCCUACUACAACUGCAACAUCGGCCAGCACUUAUAAUAAUGAGUUUGAUUCAAGUCGGCCGCCAAUUAGACGGGUAUCUGGAGGUUGGGCUGAUUCCGGUUUAAAGGGAUUAAAAUCAAAGAAGAAUUCGUUUGACGACGAGCGAUUUCAGAUUUCAAAGUCAGCUACAAGCACAAUUCCUACAGAUGAUAUACCCAUCAUACCGGACUUGGAUGAUGUACGCGAUGAGAUAUUGUUAAAUGAAAUAGUGGAGCCUCCCUCCGGUUCAAUUAACCAUGAAGUGGCAUUUAAGGAGCUGAGUUCUGACUUAUUAUCGCAGAAUGCCUUUACAGCAAUUGAAAACGUUGAUUUAUCCAUACUAACACGUUGUUUGCAGAUACAAGAAGCGCUCGACGAACCUGAUGAAGUCUGGGAAUGGGAUAAACUCUUUACUGAGAUCACAGCUCAAAUAAAUUCUGAUAAAAACCAAAAUUCUGGCGUGCCGGAAAAGGUAGAAAUCGGACCCGAUGAAAUACCUCCGGCAGCUAAACUAUAUUAGUUCUCUAUAAUAUCCUUUUAAUAAUGUAAUAAAUGAAUAUUUAGUAUAUCACAAUUU